GUUGCUCCAUUCUCAAGAGGCUUCGUCCAACGCCAAUGGCAGAACUGGAAAGGCCGCGUCCAAGCGCGCCUGGGUACGUUGCAGAGGUCCCAGCGUCAGCGCCACCUCUGGAAGCUCCCGAUGAGGCCGAUGCGCCCUCCGCCCCGCCGGCUCCGGUGGAGCAAGCUCCAACUGCCGCCGCUGCUCCGGCAAGGCGUCCUACAACCUUGAGUGCACAGGAGCGGCGAGAGGCAAGCAAGCCCGGGGAGCUCUAUUCGAUCAUAGUAGCAUCAGAGCAUUUGGAGUCCGCCUUCAUUCGUGGCAGCGUGUCGAAUCAGGACUAUGAGCGCGAGUGCAAUUUGUUGCUGGCGCAAUUCAAAACCUUGAAGACUGGAUUGAAAGACAAGUGUCCUGACAUUCGUGCUUUUGCGAGCGAGCACGGGCUCCACUGCCCGUUGGCAGAAGAGAGGCUGCUGGGGACCGGCGUCGCAGCCACGGCCCUUUUUGGAGGAACUGCCGAGGGCGGAAAGGAAAGCCUCGCUUGCUUCAAGGCAUCCGAGGGCUUCAUCACUUUGCUCGAUGCCGUGAAGCUGAACCUCACCGCAGCGGAUGAGCUGCUGCCUUUGGUGCGGGAUUUGCAGGCGAGCAUCGUUGGCAUCCCCAACUUGCCGCCCCUGCCUGGCCUCGAGCGCAUCACAGGGUGGCUUGUCACCCUCAAUGGCAUGCGAGCGUCCGAUCAGAUUACAGAAGCACAGAGUCGCCAGCUUGCGCUGGAUGUGGAGCAGGCGUACACCUCGCUGAAGAACUGGCUGCAUGAAAAAACCUGAUGGAAUCGCUGCCGUGCCAAGUGACAAGUGUAAGUCUUGUAUCG
Molecule: messenger RNA, 850 nt
Organism: Effrenium voratum
Lineage: Eukaryota; Dinophyceae; Suessiales; Symbiodiniaceae
Source: the annotation of a GenBank genome assembly